Colius striatus (speckled mousebird) is the source of this 1800-nucleotide messenger RNA. It is a transcript of the gene CAPZA1, whose product is annotated as capping actin protein of muscle Z-line subunit alpha 1. The record is from RefSeq and is a predicted model, not a curated record. The coding region runs from base 42 to 902 and encodes 286 amino acids. The transcript is spliced from 10 exons. Gene Ontology annotation, cellular component: actin cortical patch; F-actin capping protein complex. NCBI's taxonomy places the organism in Eukaryota, Metazoa, Chordata, Aves, Coliiformes, Coliidae. Gene Ontology annotation, molecular function: actin filament binding. Gene Ontology annotation, biological process: actin cytoskeleton organization; barbed-end actin filament capping.
CCCGGCGUGCCCCGCGCGGGGCCGGGCCCAGAGCUGCCAAGAUGGCCGACUUCGAGGAGCGGGUGUCGGAUGAGGAGAAGGUGCGUAUAGCUGCAAAAUUCAUCACUCAUGCACCUCCUGGAGAAUUCAAUGAAGUAUUCAAUGAUGUCCGGUUACUGCUCAACAAUGACAAUCUUCUCAGGGAAGGAGCAGCACAUGCAUUUGCACAGUAUAACAUGGAUCAGUUCACUCCAGUGAAGAUAGAAGGGUAUGAUGAUCAGGUCUUAAUCACAGAACACGGUGAUCUGGGCAAUGGCAGAUUUUUAGACCCAAGAAACAAACUGUCUUUUAAGUUUGAUCACUUAAGGAAAGAAGCAAGUGACCCCCAACCUGAGGACACAGAAUCAGCUUUAAAGCAAUGGAGAGAUGCCUGUGACAGUGCUCUGAGAGCUUACGUGAAAGAUCAUUACCCCAACGGCUUCUGUACUGUUUAUGGUAAAUCUAUAGAUGGGCAGCAGACAAUUAUUGCCUGUAUUGAGAGCCACCAGUUCCAGCCCAAAAACUUCUGGAACGGUCGUUGGAGGUCAGAAUGGAAGUUCACCAUCACACCACCCACAGCUCAAGUGGCUGCAGUGCUCAAAAUCCAGGUUCAUUAUUAUGAAGAUGGCAACGUCCAGCUGGUUAGUCAUAAAGAUAUCCAGGACUCUGUACAGGUUUCUAGCGAUGUCCAGACAGCAAAAGAAUUUAUUAAGAUAAUAGAAAAUGCAGAAAACGAGUACCAGACAGCCAUCAGUGAGAACUACCAGACCAUGUCAGACACCACCUUCAAAGCCUUACGCCGCCAGCUCCCCGUCACCCGCACCAAGAUCGACUGGAACAAAAUCCUCAGCUACAAGAUUGGCAAGGAGAUGCAGAAUGCUUAACGUGGGAGGAAGGAGGAGUAACAAGUGUUUGUGUGCAAAGGAAAGCAAGGAAAAAGGAAAGCAAAAUAACCCCCCACCCCAGAUGUGGUCUCAUGCCAAGUAGAUGGUUUCUAAACCAGUGCAGCAUUUUUUUUCCCUAGGGCUUUCAAAGUUAACAGGUUUUCUGGCCUCAGAGAGAACUGUGGAACAAAUAGUGUUGUCUGUGUGUUUUGUGUUUCCUGAUGCAUAAGCCCUCCCUGUCCUGUCUGCAUUUACUCGUAGGUCAUUUUAAUUAAGCCCCAUCCAUUGUUCAGCAGUAGCUGUUUUCAAUCACUUUGAUUGUACUGGUUGGAAAACUUCCUAGCUGGAAAAGCCCUAUUGUAAAUACAGCUGAGGGUGCAGAACAUUCCCUUCACCCACCUGCAGCACUCCAGGUACUCCAGUAGGUUCCUCACAUCUGCCAACGGCUCCGGGCGCUGCAGGACAGACCCGCUGCAGGAGACAGCAGCUCCUCUAGCCACAGUGCUGACCUCCACGAAGCAAAAAGCCUGCAGGGUUAGAUUUUACCACAUGAAAUGAGUUUACAGGAUCCUUUACAGAAAUCCCUGCACAGCCAGCUCUGCCAGGGACUAAUUUAUUUCCUUCCCUAGCCUGAAGAUUUGAGGCACGUUUUCUGCUCCCCCCCUCCCGUGUGCACGGUUAUCAGCCAGCUGCAUCUUUACCAGUUUCUGUGUUGCAUCACUGCUGAUCCAUGUAGGCUGGAGGGUGAUUAAAAGUGCAAAUGUCUACAGAACAAUAAGUAUGUUGUGCUUUCAUGCUUUGUGGCAGGAUUCCUAGAGUUUGUAUCACAGGUGUAUGGAUGGUGUAACAAAAUAAACUUGCACCACAGUGAGAUUAAAAACAACCCUUUCCAUUUUGU